Molecule: messenger RNA, 300 nt
Organism: Staurois parvus
Lineage: Eukaryota; Metazoa; Chordata; Amphibia; Anura; Ranidae
Source: the annotation of a GenBank genome assembly
CUUAUAUCUACUGCAUUCCAUAUACUCAGGUUUGUUAUGGUUCCAUCACUUCAACCGGACUGGACACUUCUUCUGUUCUUCAUUCACACACAUGGGACAGUCACAAUGACACUCACCUUACUGUUUGUGCCCAAGUUCUUGCAUGCAGGAGGUCCUCUACAGGAAGAGAUUGCAGCUGAAGUGUAUGAAGAUGAGCUGGACUUGAGGCGUUCUCGAUCCAAUUUAAAUAGCAGCAUCACCUCCGCCUGGAGUGAGCACAGUCUGGACCCAGAUGAUAUCAGAGUAAGGACUGAGAUGUGA